UGCAGACAAAUGCAUUUAGGAGCUCAAAGGACAAGGAGUGGAAGCAUCUCUCCCACGACACAAACGAAGACCCUUCUCCUACUUACACUAUGUAUAGCUGUGGGUUGUGUGCAAAGACAGCAAGAAGGCAUAGAUGUUCUCCAUCAUUUAGGCCUAAGUGGGCAAACUAUGCAUCAUCCAACAACAGGGCCUUUGAUACGUCUGUCACAUGCUUCAUCACCUCAAGGGAUUCACCUAACUGAAUUUGGAGUUCUUUUAUCCAUUCAGACAGCCAUUGAAGUUCCCAUCUCUCAAGUGGGGGUAUCAGCUUUAGGUUCCAAUUUUGCCAUGCUAAUUAGCUUACGCUCUUACAAAGUAAACAAUGCCUUUCUUUUCAGUAUUAGGAAUAAAAACAGACUGCAGUUUGGUAUACAGCUGCUACCAAGGAAGAUAAUUGUGCACACUGGAGGCAAGCACUCUGUAUACUUUGAUUAUCGGGUUCAUGAUGAGCAAUGGCACACGUUUGCUAUUGAUGUUACAGAAAAAUCAGUCUCCCUAUAUACUCAGUGUGGAAGGAAACACUUCAGGAAGGAGAUUCUUUCCAAAGUACAGUUUGAUUCACAUAGCUUAUUUACCUUAGGAAGAAUGAACUUCCAGUCAGUCCACUUUGAAGGUGUGUUAUGUCAGUUGGAUAUUAUCCCCUCUGCACAAACCUUGACAAACUAUUGUAAAUAUGUGAAACUACAAUGUCGCCAAGCUGAUACAUACUGGUUUCAUACAAUUUCUCCAAGCGAGGAAAACUCAAGCAAGCUGUUGGAUGAAGUAACCCAACCAUUAAGUAAAAGAAAAGGUACAUUAAAUCUUCACGUCAGUAAGUCAUCAUUGGUCAAAGAUCCUCAAGAAUUGAUGCAGACAACUUCUUCCUUGACUCCUCUUUACUUAGGGAAUAUUACUGCCUUGUCAGAACCAAAUGACCAGCAAAUUGUGAAUGUCUCCAAAAAACACCAACAUUAUGUCAGCAAAAGGAAAGGGGAUUCCUUGCCUCUCACAAAAUUAACUUUAAAUUAUACAGACUCUAUGACAGAAAAUAUGAAAAGAAAAAUGAAUUCCAGUUUGCUGUUUUCCAUAAAGCAGCCUAAUGCCAAACAUAUGAUGAAAAAUACAUCAAAGCCAUAUUUAUAUGAACUAAUGGAUAUGCAUCCGUUUUUAAAUACAACAUUGCAUGAAGAUUUUCAUUCCGAACCUUUAAUUAACCGGUUUAGCUCAUGGGAUGAGCAUACAGUUCAGACUGAUGAGAUUUAUAAUGCUGAAGGCAAUUACGAAUUUGAUGCUGAUUAUUAUGAUUAUGAUUAUGAAGAAUGGGAGAGACUACUUGACAUGGAAAAUCUUAAGGGGCCUAAAGGAGAUCCUGGACAGGUGGGACCCCCAGGUCCUCCAGGAUUACCUGGCCCAGCAGGAAAGCGAGGCCCAAGAGGUAUUCCAGGUCCACAUGGAAAUCCUGGGCUACCAGGUUUGCCUGGUUCAAAGGGCCACAAAGGUGAUCCAGGGUUUUCCCCAGGAAAAGCAAAGCGUGGAGAAAAAGGUGAUGCAGGACUAACAGGGUUACCUGGCAUAGAGGGCCUCAAAGGUAGAAAGGGUUUAAUGGGAUAUCCAGGACCAAGAGGGAUACAAGGGGAGCAAGGAAUUCUAGGAAUGACUGGCAACCCUGGGGCUCUUGGUUACCCUGGCAGGCAGGGCUUAGCAGGACCCGAAGGUAACCCAGGCCCUAAAGGUGUAAGAGGUUUCAUUGGACCUCCGGGAGUGGCUGGGAAUCCUGGACCUGAGGGAGAAAGAGGUAUUCCAGGUUUACCUGGAAAAAGAGGUAUAAAGGGGAGAAUAGGAUUGCCAGGUGAUUUUGGAAACAGAGGCCCUCCUGGUCCUGACGGAAGCCCUGGAAAUGUUGGUGGAGUUGGUCCUCCUGGAUUUCCUGGACUUAGAGGAGAAGAAGGACCUGUCGGGCCAAGUGGAGUAACUGGACCAAGGGGGAAACCUGGAAGGAAAGGUUUUGCAGGUGAACCAGGAUUAGAAGGCCUGAAGGGAGAAACAGGAGACCAAGGAGUUCUUGGGAAAACCGGUGAAACAGGACCUAUUGGCUCACCUGGUGAAAUUGGAUUAUCUGGGGGACCUGGUGAGAAGGGAGACAGAGGUAAUCCAGGCCCAGUGGGCCCUCCUGGAGAAAAAGGUGUCAUGGGAUACCCAGGUCCACCAGGUGGCCCUGGUGAUGUAGGGCCACAGGGACUACCUGGCCCAACAGGAGCACGAGGACCUCCUGGACCACAGGGUUCUAAAGGUCAAAGAGGACCACGAGGUCAAGAUGGUCCUCUUGGAGAGCAAGGGACAGAAGGUAUUAAGGGAGAAGUUGGUGACUCUGGGAAAAAAGGCAUUCAUGGACUCAUUGGAAAAGCUGGAAUCCCUGGAGAAAGAGGCAGUCCAGGACCACCAGGUUUGCCUGGCCUUCCUGGAAGUAUAGGAGAUAGAGGGCCUUCAGGUGAACCAGGACCGAGGGGAGAACAAGGUGGUGCUGGUCCUGUAGGUGAAGCUGGCUCUGAGGGAUCACCUGGCCCAGAGGGAGAGCCUGGACCACAAGGAGAACCAGGCACAAAGGGAGAUUAUGGACCAGUUGGCAAUAUUGGAGCAGCAGGUGAACAAGGUAUAAGAGGUAUUCGAGGACCACCAGGAGAAGAUGGUGUUCAAGGAAAAGAUGGAUUAAAGGGCAGUUUAGGAGACCCUGGCCUUCCUGGAGAAGAUGGUGAAAAAGGAAAAAUUGGAAUUCCCGGGCCUACUGGCCCUCCAGGUGAACCUGGAAUCAGAGGCAGUCCAGGUCCUGAGGGAACUCAAGGAAGUCCAGGUCAAAGGGGUCGUCCAGGAAAGAAGGGAGAAAAGGGUCAGCAUGGCUUCCCUGGAGAAAUCGGAGCUACAGGUGAACCUGGCAAGCCUGGAGAAAUUGGUCCAAAGGGUUCAAGAGGAACUAGAGGACCCGUGGGACAUUUAGGAGCAAUGGGAUCAGCAGGAAAACCAGGAAUUCCAGGUUAUGGGGGUCACCAAGGUCCGCCAGGAGCACUUGGCCCUCCAGGACCCAAAGGAGAGAAAGGUUACCCUGGGGAAGACAGCUCAAUGCUAGGACCACCUGGGCCCCGAGGUGAACCAGGUCCUACUGGUGAACGGGGAGAAAGAGGAGAACCUGGUGACAUAGGUUACAUGGGUCACACAGGACUUCCAGGACUGAGAGGUGCUAUUGGACAACAAGGACCACCAGGUGAGCCAGGUGAACAGGGUGAGCAAGGACCAAAAGGAGAAAGAGGAUCUCAAGGUCCUACUGGAAAAAAAGGAUCAAGUGGUCAGCCUGGGAAGCCUGGAAUGCCUAGUGAACCUGGUCCUGUUGGUCAGAAAGGCGUAGCUGGCAACCCUGGACCAGAAGGUGUACCUGGCAAUCCUGGAAAAUCAGGGUUACCUGGACAGCAGGGCCUUCCUGGUACUAGAGGAAGCCCAGGAAUAGCUGGACUAGCAGGAUAUCCUGGGAGUCAUGGACCGAAAGGUUCACCAGGUGCGCCAGGAAGCCCCGGCCUCCCAGGACUAAAGGGUGAACAAGGGCUUCGGGGACAUCCAGGAAAGCAAGGUAGAAGAGGACUUCCAGGGACACAAGGUGAUCAAGGCCCCCCAGGACUUCCUGGCCAGAAAGGAUUCGCCGGAGAAUUUGGAGAUCAAGGUUUGAUGGGAUUUCAAGGAUUUCCAGGUCCCAAGGGCCCUGAAGGUGAUCAUGGUUUAAUUGGAAUUUUGGGACCAAAAGGCCCAAUAGGUGAAAUAGGAAACACAGGCCCUGUAGGUUACGAAGGUAUUGUUGGCCCAGCUGGCAAACCUGGAUACAGGGGAGAAAAGGGAUCCAGAGGUGAAAUUGGCCCUCAAGGACCCCGCGGUCGUCCAGGUCUGCCUGGUCCACCAGGAGCACCUGGACCAAGAAAACAAAUAGACAUGAGUGCCACUAUUCAAGCCUUGCUUGAAUCAAAUGCUGCCUUAGAAAUGGAGAAUUAUCAGAACACUGAAGUGACAUUCUUGGAUCACAGUGCCAAAAUAUUCAAAACACUACAUUAUCUGAGCAAUUUACUCCAUAGCAUCAAAAACCCGUUGGGAACCCGAGAUAAUCCAGCACGUAUCUGCAGAGAUUUGCUCAACUGUGAACGUAAAGUGUCUAAUGGAAAAUAUUGGAUUGAUCCAAAUAUUGGGUGUCCUUCAGAUGCCAUUGAGGUUUUCUGCAACUUCACUGCUGGUGGCCAGACAUGUUUAUCUCCUGUAUCUGUCACAAAGUUGGAAUUUGGCAUUGAAAAAGUACAGAUGAACUUCCUUCAUUUACUUAGUUCAGAAGCAACCCAUACUAUUACAGUUCAUUGCCUGAAUACCCCUGUGUGGAAAACUAAUGAACUACAUGAUCAGAAAUCUUCUCUGAUCUUCAAAGGAUGGAAUGGUGAUAUUUUUGAAGCAAACACGCUGAUUGAACCAAAAGUUAUAAUGGAUGGAUGCAUGAUUCAAGAUGGCAACUGGCACAAAACCCAAUUUUUUUUCCACACUCAAGACACCAAUCAACUACCGGUUGUUCAGGUUCAUCCAUUUUCUCAUCUCAAUCAGGGACAACAGCGAUACAUAGAAAGUGGCUUGGUGUGCUUUCUCUAGAAUUUUGAGUAAACCUCAUAUCGCCAUAUACAGGACACAAGAAAUAAUUACGAAAAUAUGGAACAAUUGUACAGCAACAUGCUGGUGAUUUCUUAAAGAAUCUCAGGAAGAAAAAUACUUCCUCCUAUGAAGGAGAAAUGGCUUCAGAAACUUUGACAACAUUACUAAAAUAUUUAAUUUUUGGUUGGUGCUUUUUAUGAUAUUCUCUGAACCAAAGAAUAUGCAUAUAUGGAAAUUCUUCUUGAUUUUAUUAACAGCACUGUCCAGGACACCUUAAAGAAAGAUGGAAGAAUGCAGUAAAAAGGAGCAGUAUGGUUUUAUGCUCCCAAAUGUGCAAUAGCUUGUUAUACUGACAAUGAGUUACGCCACCAUAAAAUCCCUUAAACACUUUAGUUGAAUGAUGGUCCUUUUCGGAUACAAACAUCUUCACAGAUGAUCCACUACCUCUUUUGUGUUUCCUGUUUGUGUGGCCUGGCGCUCCAUAUAUAACAUAAAGUUUUUUUUUCCUUUACUUUUUUUUUUAGGCUGUAUGUGCUGGUUACAUCAAAGGAACUCUUCAUUGUAAAAUUAUGUCUUAAAAAUAUUUGGUCACAUUGUUCAUGAUUACUGAAAACAUUAAUUUAUGUGAAAACCUUGUUUUGAAAAUAUUUCUGUCUGUAACAUGAAAUGGAUGGGACAGAUAUUUUGGUGCUUAUAAAAAGAACAGAAUUUUGUACUUGUAGAAGGACUAUGUACAAUGAUGUUAAAGAUGUUAACUUUCCAGGGCAAUCUAUAAUUAUAUCUUGUGUAAAUAUUUUGUAACUGUUAAAUCUUAAUAUAGCA
This is a messenger RNA of Notechis scutatus (mainland tiger snake), 5505 nucleotides long. Lineage: Eukaryota; Metazoa; Chordata; Lepidosauria; Squamata; Elapidae. The record is from RefSeq and is a predicted model, not a curated record.